Messenger RNA from Notodromas monacha, 2641 nucleotides. The record is from the annotation of a GenBank genome assembly. Lineage: Eukaryota; Metazoa; Arthropoda; Ostracoda; Podocopida; Cyprididae.
UUCUCAAUUUUUUGCAGCAUAAGAAUCGGUGUAUUAUGCGCGAGUGUUAAAGAGUGGCUUCACGAUGAUGGGGCAAGGGGCGAAACGUGACGCGACGUCGACGGAAUCGACGCCGAUUUGCCGGUGUCGAGUCGUGUACCUCGGCUCGUCGGUCCCGCACGUGACGAAAGACGGGCUCCAGGGCAUCCAGCAGCCCCUGAAGGAACUCUAUCCCGAGUCUGGAAUCUCUGGGGCCCGAGGCAUCGACUCUUGGCUGUCAGUGUGGAGCAACGGGCUCUUGCUGGAGAAUGUGGAUGAGAAGAACAAGAAGGUGACCAGGUUCUUCCCCAUCGAGAGUCUGCACUACUGUGCUGCUGUCAGAUUUGUUGUGGUGCCUGGAGGAGCUGAGAAAGUGUCGAGAUUCCUUCCGCUGGACUCGCCAUUUGCUCGUAGUCCGAAUACGAGUCAUCGACCCUUGUUCGCCUGCAUCUUGAGGCGAACUACUGGCAUCAAGGUGCUGGAGUGCCACGCUUUCAUCUGCAAAAAGGAGAACCCGGCGAAUGCCCUGGUGCGCUGCUGCUUCCACGCCUACGCCGACAACAUGUACGCGCGACAGAUCGAGGGCUCCGCGUCGCCCUACGGCACCCUGUACGCUGGCGGACAGACUCAGAGCAUCGAGGAGCACUUGGACCUCACGGACGACGGCCAGGCCACCGUCGUCAACGGCCACGCUCGCGACGCGUCGGCUGACGACUUGUCCAUCUACAAUGGCGACGAGAACCACAAGAUCUGGGCCGGCUCCAACGGCGUCGACGAUGCCUAUCACGACACUCUCCGCAGCGUCAGGUCCAUGGCGUCUUCGCGACCGAGGCAGUUGGCAGCGCCGGUCCCAGCACCACCACCGCCACACGUGGAAAAGUCACCGCCGAGCGCAGGAAAGAAGAAGAAGAAGAAGGCGGUUCGGCCGGCGACGGCCAAUGGUGGACUGAGGCCAGUGAUGAUGCGCCCUGUCCCGUUGGUCUAUGGGACUUACGCAGACCGUCGUCCACCUCCGAGGAUGUUGUUGUUGCCGCCGCCGCCGCCGCCUCCGCCGCCGCCACCGAUGAUGAUGGUGCCCAUGAGGAGACCGGCGUCGCGGAUCAUGGAAGAGCCGAUUUAUAUGCCCUCGGCGAGAGCCAUGAGUCCGAUAGCCAGCUAUCAGCCUGGACAUUUCCCGCAUGAGGACUACUACUUCCACUAUGCCACGGUGGACCGACCACAGAAGCAGCGUAGACGAGGAAAGAAGGAGUCCGAUGCUGGGUUCAGCUCGGGCAUCUACAAGAAACGGGGUCACUUGAAUGAACGCGCCUUUUCGUAUUCCAUUAGACAAGAGGACAGGUCACGGUCGUAUGGGUCGCUUGCGAAUAUCCCCUUCGCGGCAAAUGGUGAUGCGCUGUUGCACCAUCCUCACCAUGGUGCCCAGGGUGGCCGACAUGACCCUUCGAUCAAGGACCGAGAAAUGCUGCAAAUGGUCCAGGAUUUGGAUCUUUCUGUUGAGGUUUUGAUUUUGACCUUGGCAUCUCUCCUGGGGAUCGGUGGUGGUCUGCAGAAAUUUAUCGCCGAUUCACGAAAGAGUCGACAAAAGUUGAUGGGUCUCCUGGAGCUGGUGGCCUCAAACAUUGUUUCGCGAAUUGUUUGGCUGCUGAGUGACUUUGUGUUACUAGGGAUCUUCAACUUCAUCAAGAAGAAAAUUCAGCAAGUGAAAAAUGGCGUUCCUGAGGUUUCUGGUGUUGCUGGUCGUUCGUGUUGCGGCUGCUGGGGCGGACUGCGGUCCAGAAGAUGGGGCGUUCGUGUGUUGGGACGUCUGCGGCGAGGAGGUGAGGGGCACCGGCGGCUACGGGCGCCGCGUGACAUUCGUCGGAGCGACGCUGUUCCUGGACUGCGUCAGGCAGGCGGACUUGAAGGAGGUGAAGCUAAUGUCGCCGACGGUCUGCGUCGGACGUUGGUCCUAGAUGGAUCGAGUGGUGACGCCGUGGAGGUGGUGCAAGGAGGUUGUGCCCCCCGAACUGGAGAUCUCGACGGCGGCAGUUCCGCCGGUGAUGAGCCUCGCCCUGUGGCGCCGACGGCCAACCUGGCAGUCGUCCACGUGCCGGCGAGCAAAACGCCGUUCGUGGUUCGGGCGCCGCCCUCAACGCAGCAAAGUGUCGUGGUGGCCCAAGAGGUGCCACACGUCAUCAAGGCACCGUCGUUGACGCCGGAGGUGACGGUCAACAUCAAGCAUGGUGUUGCGCACGUCAAGGCGGACGUGGACCCGUGGAUGGCCAUGGUCCUGGUCUUCAUGGGCCUUGGGGGAGCUGGAGCCACAUCUCUGGCUGUCUUUUUGGUCUGGAUGGUCAAGUUCAUCAGGAACAAGUCAUCGUACAUGCGGGAACUGGUACGGAUGCUGACGCCGGAGGAUCAGCAGGAUCCGGAAGCCUAACCAGUGGUAGAUCUGCUGGGGCUGGAAGAGGCGGAUAAACCCGUCGAAGAGAAAAAGGAGGAAGAGCUGGUCCUUGAGGACAAUAAUCCUUUUAAGGAAAUGUUGAACGCGUAAAAGUUUUUAAAAACGCGUCAAAGAGAGUGCCAUUUUUUCGUACCCGCGUUUUUAUAUGGGUAAAGGCAAUAAGAGAAAUUGUAAAAAGAA